This is a messenger RNA of Bactrocera dorsalis (oriental fruit fly), 6147 nucleotides long. RefSeq lists its product as uncharacterized. Lineage: Eukaryota; Metazoa; Arthropoda; Insecta; Diptera; Tephritidae. The transcript has 4 exons. The coding region runs from base 4617 to 5933 and encodes 438 amino acids. The record is from RefSeq and is a predicted model, not a curated record.
CCUUGUUGUUAUACAAUAAUAUAAUAGUAACUCUUACUAAUUUCGUAAUGGAUUUCUUAGCCUUUGGUUCAUAGCGUUACGGCUCAAGUGGCUUGCGCACAAUUGAGCUUCUUCGUAUAUUCACAAGUGUUUUGUAUUUGUCGGAUCUUAACUUAUGGUAACCAGUGUAAAAGACUCAAAUCAAACACAUGUGCCACAUGACAAUUCUCAUUUCUGUAUUCUAAUGGUCGUUUGUUGGUACGCUUUAUUCCAUCUAUUCGCCAGAUGGUCAGAAUAGUUCGAUGCGAAUAUGAGAAAAAGACGUUGCGUGAGAUUAAAGGUUUGAAAGAAAGAUACGCACUACGACUGUUGUGCGUGUAUCUCGCUUAUUACACGCAGCAACUUUUGUCUCGGCAACUCUUGGUUUAUAGGCGAGGGGGCGACGAGGAGAGGAGAAUCGCGCCGAGUUUCCAGUGUUCAGCAACUCGCUUUGUGUUCUCAUUCGUAGCAGUUCGCUGCGACGUUUUUCGGCAUUCGUGUUCUUUCUUUCGUAGUACAUAGUUGCAUUUGAGUGUAUUUUUUUUUGAAAUUAAUAUUUUGAAUAUAUUUAAAAAAUUUAAUAUCAUCUUUUGGCAAAUAAUUUGCAAAUAUGUAUACAGAUAUACAUAAUAUAAUAUAAAUAUUUUAGAAAAUGGAGAAAGCCAUACAAAUUGAUUCAGACGAUAGUGAAAAGGGUGAUAUAUGUGAAAGUCUGUCAUAUAAUCUUUGUUUUAAUUUUGAAUUAUAAAUAAAAUGUAUUUCUUAAUUGACAGAACUGAUUAAUAUAUGUGAUAGAGUGGAACAAAUAUCUAUAAGAAAAAAGAAACGACAAUGGGUUAAAGUAAAGAGUAGACAAUGGGUUAAAGUAAGGUGAAAGAGAAUGAGAAAAAAACUCGAACAGAGUUGCGCAACACAAGUUGCUCGUGUGAAGGUAAUGGACGACAGCAAAAGAGAAUCGCCCGAGAAUUAGCAACAAAAGUUGCUUCAUGUAAUAGCGCUCUAUGCUUGAGCCACUGCGGAAGACAAAGACACAAGUAUGUUCGUGCAACAUUUUCUGAAUGGCAUUCUCGGUAUGCUAAGAAUGUUGGCGGCAUUCUCAAGUUGACUGUGGCGUGGGCAAGUAUACUCGCCAUAUACAAUCAGUGUAAAAUAUGGAAGUAAAUAACGAUAACCCAACAUAUUCAUGAAUGUCAGAGAAUCCUAAGCAAAGAUUCAUAAGUAUUGUGAGCUCAUAAGCAGCUCACAAGCCAAAACUCUCUCUCUCAUAAUUGUAAGUGAGCAGUAUUCACACUUAUACUCAUUGCGUGAAUAAUUUGCUUGCUUCAUACUCAAUUUUUCGCAAGUGGCUCAAAGUUGUGUUUAACUCACUCACUGCAGAUCACUGAGUGGAAAUACCAAAUAUUCAUUUUCGCUAGUUCUUUCGCCACUUCGUGGCGAAUUAACCUCAGUAUAUACAGUAGACAACCUUUGCUUUGUUUACAUACAUACAUAUACUCACCUCUAAGAAAUCUUAGGGUGUUGUGUAACAGAAGAAUGCCGAAAUCUUGUGUGGGUGGAUGUGCGGCAGCUGAAGCAAGGUAUGAAUUUAUUUUGGAAUAUGUGUUAGGUAUUUUAUUGAUACUUGGGUAAAUUUUUAUAUAUAUGCGUAUAUAUGUACAUUCAUCAAAUAUUUAAGGGGCUAUACCAGUGCUACCCAUGGAAAAUUAGACGAAUUUCGUGAUUUUUUAAAGAAAGUACUCAGUCGAAUAUUUCGAAGUUCUUUGGACUUAAUAAGAUAUAUUUUCGGCUAUAUUUUAAGUUCCUUUUUUUACAAAAAUAUUGAAUAAUAACGAAGUUAUGUGCUGUCUUCGGAGGUUCCGAAAAAAAUGUCUUUUUUAGGUAAACAAUUGUCGUUUUUUAAUGGCAAAUUGACAAUUUUCAACCAAUCAAAAAGAUCAUAGGUCAUUGUAUAGUAAAUAAUAUACUAUAGAAUACUCAGUUUCAAUUUGAAGUCGAUUGGUCAAUAUCUCGUUGACUUCUGAUGUCAGCAAUUUUGAAAACGUCGUUUAAACUAUCAAAAAAAAAAUGAAAAAAAACGAUUUUUUGAAAGUGUCACACUGGCAUAGCCCCUUAAUGCGUAUUAGUUCUUAUGCAUACAUAAAAAUGUGCAUUAAAAAAAUUUGGCGAUGUCUGGUUCCACGGACAUUUCCUAUUGUAUAAAACCUAUGUUCACUCCAAUUAUUAAACUUUAAAUAAAAUAUUUAGUAACUUUAUACAAACUAAACUUUGUUUUGAUUUAUUUUAAAUGUUCGAAUAUGGAAAGCUGCACCUUUUAUGUUUUCUGUCGGUCAAAUGUAAACAAAUACAUUCAGAAGAAAACUCACCACCGAGAAAUCUAAAAACAGGGCUGCUUUUUAUUAACAAGAACUCACUACAUAAAGAAUAUCUGACUAUCAGUAAAUGAUAUUUUUAUGGACGAAACAUGACACACUAUGACGUUUAAAUCACAUAUUAGUAAAUAUAUGUCAUUAUAGUUUUGUUAUUUAAUAGAAUAAAUUUGCUAAGUAUUUACUACCUCAAUUUAUACAGCACUGCGUUGCUACCACUGAAAAUCCAAGAUGGCCGCUGUUCACCCCUCAGAAAGCUACCACGAAAAGGUUAUCUACUGUAUAUACUGUGGAAUUAACUAUGCGCUCUUUACUCGCAAUUCGAAAUAGCGAAAUUCGCCUAGAAUUUCAUUCGCUUCGCUGGUGACAAUACCAGCCUAAAUAAUAGUGGUCUUGUACGUUCUACUUUUUCAAGCUUGCUUCAAGCUAAUGAGGAGUGUCUUUUCAAAAGAGGAUAUCUACAUUUUGGCGGGUAUUGUCACUUGCGAAGCGAAUGAAAAUUUUGGCGAGUUUCGCCGUGGCGAAUUGUAAGUUGCGAAUCUCUAACGAAUUCGCCAGAAAAUGGCGAACGAGUGGCGAAAAUAAAUUUCUGGUAUUGCCACUGGCGAAAAAACGUCAUUCAAAAUUUGACGAAUGCAUUUUUUAUUCGCUAUUUGAAUUGGAAAAGACAACAAAACGUACAACAACGCAACAAUUCCAAAAAUUGGUUGCGUUAAUGGAAAAUAAUCCGGACGUCGCCAGAGGAAUGGGGAAUUUUGGAUCGACGAAGAAAAGCAGGGCAGAGCAAUGGGACCUGUUCGCUGCCGAACUCAAUGCCAUUGGUCCACAAUUGCGAAACGGACGCGAGUGUAAUAAGAUUAUAAACUAAAACUAAAAAAAAAAAUAGCGACAAACCGACGUGAAACUGUUGCUACAGGAGGAGGACCUUAUGCUCAGGAAAGGCAAGCCGAAGUUCAAGACAUCCUUUCCAACAAAAUUUCAAAAAUGGAAAAAAGUAGAUGAAAUUGCAAGGUAUAGUAGGAGCAGAGGUAGAAACAGCUCCUCCUACCACUCCGUGGUUCCUCGAAAAAGUGAAAAAACGUGCUCCAAAGAAUAUUCUUAGUGAACUUAAAGAUAUACAAAAGAAAAGAGAACAGUUUUUUGGGCAACGAAUAGGAAUUGAAAAAAGGUAAAUUUGGAAAAGUUAAAGCUAGAAUUGGACAGAGAAGAGUUAAAUAAAGAUUUUGAAAUAAAAAAAUUGGAGUUAGAGCAAAAAGAAAGACUGGCAAUGAUUGAACUAAAGUACAAAUAUAAUAUAUAACAAUUUCAUAUGUUUUGUAUAUACAACAUUAUAUAUAUGUAUAUAUAUAUUUAUAUAUAUAAAUGAAAAAUGAAUUUUUGAUUUAAUUAUAAUUUUUAAUUUAAUAAAACAGUUUUUGGAAACAUAAAAUGAUAUAACGAUUGUCUUUUUAAUUCAAAGCUAUUUGAGAUCGUUUCUUCCACUUCUUCUUCAUAAAUGUCUUCAUUUUUACUCUCGUUGAAAUUCUUAUUUUCACUAAUAUCAAGUAGUAUAUAUCGUCACCUGAAAUGCAAAUUAACGUAACAUCAAAAAAUUCGAAAUUGGUUUUUUUAUUGAUUACGAUUCACCACAUCAUAUUACAUAAGUGUUAAAAAUUUUAGGCUUCUGCGGUCCAAAAUACCCAAGUUUUAUUAAAAAUUCAAAAAAACGUAUCAACAAGUGCAUGAUUUCCUUAAACAAAAUAACGUAUCAUCACUUAUGUAAAACUAACAGAGUUUUUUUUUUAUAACGGAGUUAGCCUUGAUUUAUUGUUAUGUUUGUUUCUAUUAGUUAUGUUCAAUGUGCUUUGGUGAUAUAAUUUAAAUGGUUUUUAUACUGAAAGUUAUAAAACAGGUAAAAAAGAAAAGUGUUGUGAAAUAACAAGAUGUGUUCCAUAAUUAAAGAUGCUGAGAAUAAUAAAGAAAAUUUGCAAGGUUUUAAAAAAAUUAACAAAAGGGAAGAAAAUUUAAAAAAUCGAAUGUAUGGUAAACAAUAUGAGAGCUUAUCAAAAGGAAAUAUUUGCGAAAGGAAAGCACGAGAAAUAAAAGCAGCAUGCACAUCUAAUUAUUGUGUAAAAAGUUCAACUCGGCAUUGUUCUCUUUAUUCGGAAAAUGUGCGGAAGGAGAUAUUUGAAAAUUUUUGGCAAAUGUCAUGGGACCAAAAGAAAGUUUAUGUAAUAAGCAGUGUUAAAGUUCAUGCUUCAAAAGCGGAUUUAUGUGGAAAACUCCCGACGUUCAUAUUCAAAAUCCUAUUUUUUGCAUCAUAAAAGAGUACGUCAUCAAGUGUGCAGUAAAAUGUUUUUGUCAACCCUUGGUAUUUCGGAAACUAUGGUAAGGAGUUGGUUGAGUUCCAGUGAACUUUAUAGCACUCAAUUGGGUCCUGAAAAUAAAAAAAUUUUGCAAGUGGAAAAUCGAAGAAACACAAAACGGGAAAAAACCCAUCAAGAUAGAUUAAAUUUUUUAAUUAAAUGGUUGGAAGGCAUUCCGAAACUAGAAUCCCAUUACCGACGUCAGUACACAAAUAAACUGUAUUUUCAAUCAGAAUUUAAAUCGUAUGCAAAUGUCUAUGAAGUUUAUUCUCGAGACUGUAAAUCGCAUAAUGCAAAUGGUAUCGCUCCUAUAUCCUUCCCAAAUUUUAUGAAAUUUUUAAAUAAAAAUAAUUUAUCGAUUUUUAAACCAAGAAAUGAUAUGUGUGACACUUGCAUAUCGUUCGAAUCAAAAAAUAUCUCAGUGGAACAAUAUGAUAUCCACAGAAAAGAUAUAAAGAAAAUGAGAGAAGAAAAAAAUAAUGACAUUGAAAGAGCUAAAGCGGGCUUAUGCUCUUUAUUAUGUAUGGACAUGCAAGCGGUAAAGCUUAUUCCGCAGACAAAGGCAAAUUCAUCUUAUUACAAAAUGAAACUUCAAGUUCAUAAUUUUACUAUAUAUAACGUUAUUACUCAUAAAUCUGACAACUAUGUCUGGGAUGAAACUGAAGGCAGUCUUGUUGCUUCGACUUUCGCAACAAUUAUAAUAAAGCACAUAAAGAAAGAAGUACUUAAUAUGCCAAACAUCCAUCACUUUAUUUCAUAUUCUGAUGGCUGCUUUUAUCAAAAUCGGAAUGCAAUAUUAUCCAAUGCCUUAAUAUCGUUUUGUGUAGAAAACCACAUUACCAUUGAUCAUAAGUAUUUAGUCGUGGGGCAUACACAAAUGGAAUGUGACUCUACUCACUCAUUAACACAACGCAAAAUAAAUAAUAAACAAAUAAAUUUGCCCUCCCAACUAGUUGAACUAAUGAAAGACGCACGAAAAAAUCCAUAUCCACUAGUUGUUCAUCACCUACAACACAGUUAUUUUCUGGAUUAUGAAAAUCUUCCAAAGCGGUAUUCAUCUAUUCGACCAGGUAAUAAAGUUGGAGACCCCACAGUAAAUAUGAUUCGUGCUUUGGCAUAUGAUACAACGGGAUCCAUAUAUUACAAAACCUGUUUUAAGGACGAGUAUCAGCUUCUUCCACAAAGGACUGUCAGGAAUUUUUAAAUUCAGCAGCCUAAUCUUUUGCACCCGCAAAGGUUAACGAUAACCAAGAAGAAAUGGCAACAUCUGCAGGACCUAAAGGCCUUGAUUCCAGCAGACUGUCAUUACUUUUAUGAUAAUAUACGUUUUGAAUAAUUAAUUGUUUAAUAAACAAUUAUUAAACAUUGUCCUCAUUUUUACUUGAAAUAUUUUAAUUUAUUUUAGUACUUAUGUACAC